CAAUGACGUCAUGGCUCAUCCCAAAAAAACUAUCGGCACUUUGACGUCAUCAAUUCGGAUCAGCUGUUUAUCUUGCGAUCGAUGUCUGCUUGAGCUGUCUGCGCGCAUUGUUUCUCAUGGCCGAAUGGAAAACACGGAGAAUAACACGGGGUGGAGCUGACGACAAAUUAAUCGUGUAUCACGCGCGUUUCAGCGCGUUUCUGAAUGGGAGGCUGUUAUGAAAUCGGAGCGAAGUAAAGCGCAUUUAAAUUUGAGAUCCUCAAACGACGACGUUGACCGUAAGCUUAAUAUUAAUUGAGAAGGAAAGAUGGGACAAACACUUAGCGAACCAAUUACGAAGAAGAAGUCGGCUUGUUGCCGGGAUAGUAACUACCGGGUAGGCAGUUCCUGCAUGCAAGGAUGGCGCAUUAAGAUGGAAGAUUCACACGUGCACAUACUUUCUUUACCCAGUGACCCACGCACUGCGUUCUUCGCUGUCUAUGAUGGACAUGGAGGUGCAGCCAUGGCGCAGCAUGCUGGAAAACAUCUUCACGAAUACAUACUUAAAAGGAGUGAGUAUAAGGAAGGCGAUAUCAUAGGUGCGAUGCAACAAGGCUUCUUAGAAUUAGACAAAGCAAUGCAGAAUAAUGCUGCUCUUAGAGAUGAACAUGCUGGAACAACUGUUAUUGCGCUCCUCAUCAAAGAUAAUAUUUUAUACAGUGCUAAUGCAGGUGACAGCAGAGCGGUGGCUUGUAUCAAUGGAAGGACAGUCGCCCUCAGUCGAGAUCAUAAGCCUACGUUAAAGGACGAGCGCAAACGUAUCGAAGCAGCGGGUGGUUUCGUCGAGUACAAGAGAGUGAAUGGCAAUCUGGCGCUGUCUCGUGCCCUCGGAGAUUUUAUAUUUAAGCAGAACGACCGUAAAUCGCCACAGGAACAGAUCGUGACUGCGUUUCCCGAAGUACAACAGUUUAUCAUUGACGAGGACUGGGAAUUUGUUGUUUUGGCGUGCGAUGGUAUUUGGGACGUGAUGACUAGCGAAGAGGUAGUUGAGUUCAUAAGAAGGCGUUUAGCACAUCUAAAACUUGGCGAUGGAGAAGCGUCGAACUGUACGAUACAUCCCGAGGAGAUUUGCGAGGAACUUUUAAACUGUUGCCUGGCGCCGGACGCUCUUAUGGGCACCGGCUGCGACAAUAUGACAGUGAUACUCGUGUGCUUUCUCCACGGCAAGCCGUGUUCGCGAUUAAUUUUGCAUUGCCAAAAUCCACCGCCGAGUAUAUAGAUUCAUAAUUGUUUUGAAUUGUAUAGCGACAUUGUAUCAUGUUUUAUCUAAAUUAUUAUGGCCAUUUUACUUUUAAUCUCGUAUUGAUACAACUUUUGAUAUAGAUAUUUGUUGUGCAAUACUGGCUCUAUUGUAAAGAGAUGAAGCAGACGUGUUUAUAAAAUACAUUAUAUUUAUAUUUU
This is a messenger RNA of Trachymyrmex septentrionalis, 1440 nucleotides long. Its product is annotated as probable protein phosphatase 2C T23F11.1. Gene Ontology annotation, biological process: protein dephosphorylation. NCBI's taxonomy places the organism in Eukaryota, Metazoa, Arthropoda, Insecta, Hymenoptera, Formicidae. The transcript has 5 exons. The record is from RefSeq and is a predicted model, not a curated record. The coding region runs from base 308 to 1258 and encodes 316 amino acids. Gene Ontology annotation, molecular function: protein serine/threonine phosphatase activity; cation binding.